CUUCGGCAAUGGCAGCAAGGGCAUUUGCUUAGGCACACUGUGCGUCAUGAUGCAGGUCUUGCCGAGUCAUAUGUAUGCUUCUGUGGCCGGCCUCUUUAUGAUGUUGGAUGCCUUUUCCGGGAUUACGUUUGGAUUGGGCUACCGUGUUUGGAAAUCGACGUUCGGAGGAGAAGUCAUUGGAUACUACAUUUUGAUUUAUGGUGUUGCAUCUACUACUAGAUGAAUGUACUAAAAUGAAGAUAAUCAACAUUAUGGUUGAUAUGUAUGUUGUAGUUGUAGACUUAUUUUUGUGCUCCGCCGAGCUACGUUCACUCUUCUAUACAUCUAGAAACUUUCGCCAGAAAAAAAACUGGUAGACGUUGAACGCAAAGUAAUUCGUUGUAACACAUCAUCUUAUCAUGACAUGACUGGCGCUAACCAACUUGAAGAUUUUCUUCCCUCAAUCAUGAGCACUGUGUAGACGUUGAUCGCAAAAUGGUUGCUACUCUGUCUUAUCAGAAACUCCUUGUGGUGAGUGGAUUCCCUUUAAUUCAACCCCCUUAAUGUUAAUUGCUACAUCUUCUUCGUUGUAAGUGUAACACAUCUUAAAGUAGACAUCAUCUUCGUAUACUGUGGUAAUUCUAGAGCUAAUACUUGUGCAAACGCCCAACUCUUCGGACGGGCUGUCGUUGUGACAAAAACUCUGUGUCUAAGUUUCGGGCGUCCUCCUAGGUUGUUUGGGUCUUGCUGGCGGUGCGAGCUUCUGGAUCAUCUGCACCAGAAAGCAUUGCGCUUCCCGUCCUCGUACAGGAUCCAGAAGCUCGCACCGCCAGCAAGACCCAAACAACCUAGGAGGAUCUAGAAUUACCACAGUAUUGUUUUUACCAAAACGUAGUAUACAACUCUGUCUAAGUUUCGGGCGUCCUCCUAGGUUGUUUGGGUCUUGCUGGCGGUGCGAGCUUCUGGAUCCUGUACGAGGACGGGAAGCGCAAUGCUGAUGCCUCUAAGCCUCCUCUCAAGAACAGCGAGAACAAGGACGAGGAAAAGGCGCCUUUGUUAAAGUUGGUGGUAGCGGAAGAUGAUCUUAGCGACGAAACGUCGCCUGAUGAGAAGAAUAAAACCGUCGAGAAGAUGAAGGCAAAAGAGGAUAAAAAGAAAUACUUCGAUUAUGGCCAAUGUGAUAGAAGAAGGUGUUCGUCGGAUUGAGUGACUUUGUCUCUGUUCAAGUUCAAGAGGAUUGAUAUACUUAGUAAUUCUAGAACGGAGGACGAAGGAAGGAGCAUCGGCAGUGGUGUCACUACUCUGAAGCACUCAGUAAGCAUCAAUCUCUAAUGCAUUGCCGAAGCAAGCAAGAAAGGCUCGUCUUCUCCCGCCAGUGCAGAAGAGGAAGAUCUUUUCCCCAAGGACGCGAUGUUUUUAGGCGUCACAUGCCUUUGCUUCGUGAUGUUUUUCGGCACUUGCUGGGGCAUGGUUUACAACAAGAAUUAAGGCACUGGUAGUUGGGGAUCUCAAUUAUAUGCAAGUUGUACUAUGAUUGUCGUUUUAUCUCCUAAGUUGGUUGACUUCACAUCUACGUGGUAAGUCACUUGUUGAUGUGAGGUUGUGACCAAGGACAUGCUUAGGCACAUCUAUCAUGUAAUCCCUCAUUCUUCUAAGCAAAAGUGAAGGUGGAUAUGUUUGAAGCAUCGAAGCGUGCGAGUCAUGGUCUUAUUACACGAAAUACGCUGAAGGAAAUUCUGUCGGACACACAGCCACGAAGUCUUGAGGAAGUACAGCAAGGUUCGGAUGUAUGGCACGGGAAAAUGUGGGGUCUAUUUGAGUACUCGAAGUUCAAGCGUUGUUUAAUGAAUGUUUUGCUUACAUUUAAUGAUUGCAGCUGAGACAAAAAGAAUAGAAAUUUCAACACUUCAGUCGUUUUGCCAGUACUAACUCUUAUACAACAUCAAAAAUCUUUUUCCCUUCAAAAUCUCAAAUCCUCAAAUCACUACUUUCCCUCGUCCCCUUUCAUCCUCUUCCGACCCGAUCCUGUUUUCUUUGUUGCGCGGACCGACUUAUCAGGUUGGUGAGAAUUACCGCAUGCAUGC
Amoebophrya sp. A25 is the source of this 2063-nucleotide messenger RNA. Lineage: Eukaryota; Dinophyceae; Syndiniales; Amoebophryaceae. The record is from the annotation of a GenBank genome assembly.